UGUUUUCACACCAGCUGCAAGCUGGAGUGGUACGUUGAACACGUCCAUGGUUAAUUUUCAUAUUUAAUAUUUAAAAAAUUCUAAACUCUUUAACGUACUUAUUUCUGGUGUAGCAACCGAGCAAACUGAAUGAACAAACGGAACUCGAAAGACACCGCUAAGGCUCACCAUGAGCGCGCCACGGAGUAGCCGCUGCAGCUAGUCACCGGCCGCACCAUGGCCAAACCCGGGGGCGACCGAGACGGCACCAUGGUGGAGAAGCAGGCCGGCAAGAAGAGCAAAGAUAAGAUUUCUCCUUUCACCAAGACUCCAAAGCUGGAUCGCAGUGAGCUCCUGGGAAGGGAGAUGAAGCCGAGGCCUUCCAUGAAGCGCAAGCUCUCCUUCACCGUCAGUCCCCCGCGCAACCAGGAGCGCGAUUCAGACACGGAUUCAGACCCAGGACAUUCCAGUGAAACCUGGGGCGAAAGAUUAACCCCUCCCUGUGGGAUUUACUCAGAUAAAGAUGGUCCUGACAAGAAGAAAGUGAAAAAGGAGACUGGAAGUAAGAAGUCUACUCCUGUGAACAUCCUGUUCGGGUAUCCCCUGUCAGAGCGCAAGCAGAUGGCCCUCCUCAUGCAGAUGACGGCAAGAGACAACAGCCCAGACUCCACCCCCAGCCACCCCACGCAAGCGCUGCCGGUUCAAAAGAAGCUCCCCAGCUCUGCCUCGUCCAGGCAGAAGGACAAGGUGAACAAGAGGAACGAGCGGGGAGAGACCCCCCUCCACAUGGCCGCUAUCCGCGGUGACGCUAAGCAAGUCAGGGAGCUCAUUAGCCUGGGGGCUGAUGUCAAUGUCAAAGACUUUGCAGGCUGGACGCCACUGCACGAGGCCUGCAACCUUGGGUAUUACGAUGUGGCCAAAGUGCUGAUCGCUGCCGGGGCGGAGGUCAACACGCAGGGGCUCGAUGACGACACGCCACUGCAUGAUGCAUCCAGCAGCGGACACAAGGAUAUUGUGAAGCUACUGCUGAGAAAUGGAGGAAACGCCUUCCAGGCUAACAAGCGUGGAGAGCGUCCGGUGGAUGUAGCAGACUCCCAGGAGCUGGAGCUUCUGCUUAAGGGCGAGGUCCCGCUGUCCGAGCCAGAGGACAGCUCCUCUGAAUCAGAAGACCCCCCAUCUGUUAAUCCCUCCAGUGUGGAUGACAAUAUGGAGUUCUCAGACCUGGAAAAGGACUCUGAUGGCAAGCAGGCCAACCUGGUAAAAUCGUCGGCCUCCAUGUCCGGGCUAGAUGAAUACGAGUUCAAGGACGAGGAAGAGGAGGAAGAGGAUGACCUGAGCAAGGCGCUGAAUGACAGGCACAUCCUGCGGCGGGAACAGAGGCAGCGGGAGAAGGACGAGAGGGAUGGUGGGCACUUCCUGGCCAAGCAGGACAAAGGCAACACCAAGUCCAAAAAGUCCAAAACAUCCCGUGUCCUGUACUGCAGUUCAGACAGCUCCAGCGAUGAGGCGGACACCCCUCCAGAGAGGAAGGCCUCUCCCACCUGCUCCCUGGCCACCGCUGAGGGACACAGGCUGGACAGCAGGACUAAAAAGGAGCUGAGCCUCACGGCAGAACAUAAGGAGAAGGGCAAGGUCAAGAAAAAGUAUAAAAACCAGAGCAAAAACAAGGAAAAUCAGGAGCUGAAGGAGGACGGGAAAGAGAACAGCAAAGUGCCGUUCUUCUCCUGCUCUGCCUCGGCUGGGACAGAGACCUCAGAAAAGGCAAGCAGGGAGGAGGACUCCUUCAAGAUGUCCUUUAGCCCCAAAGAUGAUUCAUCCGUUCAUCUCUUCCACCUGCCAUCAGCCAGGUCUCCUAAGCUCAACCACAAUCUAGCUGACAAGCAGCCGGCGCCGCUCAAGCAGGAAAACGCCAAGACCUGUCUGUCUGUCGCAGGCGGCCCGUGCCAGGUGGAUGGAAUCAAACAGGACCGCCACACAGAGCCAAACUAUGCCACGGAGAGCUGCAGCAGCAGAGGCGCCAAGCACAAGGAGAAGAGCAAGCAUCACCACAAAGAGCUUAGCUUGGAUGCCCACGACAGGAGCUCUAGUCCUUGCAAGGAGGAUGCCACCAUUGACAGUGCUGAAUCGGCCUUACGGAAAACGGACAAAGAGGGCAAAGUUGUCAAAAAGUACAAACUGAAACACCGGGAGAAGGACAAGCACCGUAAGGACUGUGAGGUUGAGAAGGACAGGCACAAGCAGAAGGAAGCCAGGAAAGAGGGGCAUAGGAACCUGGAGUUCGACCGGGAGUUCUGGAAGGAAAACUUUUUUAAAAGCGAUGAGAAUGAAGAGCCCCUGCCAGGGAGGACAGAGACCCCUGAAGGCAGUUCCCCACACAAAACGGCAGACUCAUCCCCUGUCAAAGAGGAAAAGAGAGAAGGCAGAGAGAAACACAGCAGCAGCAGCAAAGACCGGAGGCAGAAAGAGGACCGAGAAAAGGACAAAGCUGUGAAAAAGGAGAAGGAUCUUCCCUCCAAGGAGGAGAAGGGAAAGGAGCUGAGAACCAGUGAGCAGGAGGAGAGGACGGAUGGCGUGGCUUUGGACAGAGGGAAUGAGGAGUGCACACACAGCAGUGCCAUAAAAGAUGAGCAGGAUGAGCAGCCUGUAACAGAAAGGCACACUGAGCAAGACCUGUGGGACCAAUCGGAGAAAGGCACCCGGGACAAAACUGAGAAGAGGACUUUGGGGAAGGAGAGGGAUGCCGAAAAGACAGACAAAAAGCAUUCGGACAAAGAGAAAAAACCUAAAGGCGAGCACUCCCCUGAAAAAUCUGAGCUGCACAACUGCACGGACAGGUGGAAAGAGCGGGAAAAGACAACAGCAGGUUCCUCCCACUCACCCGGAGACAGAAACCACAAGGAAAGUGAAAAGCUGAAGGCCAUCCUGAUGGCCAAAAGACCUGAGGAGAACAAGAAGAGCAGAGAGAGGCCUGAAAGGAAGAGUGAGAAGGAGAAGGUAGAGAAGGAGCGCAGUCUCGGGGAGAGCAGGGACAGAGAGAGGAACAGCAUAGACAAGAGGGGGAAACCUCCAGAGAAAGUUCCAGAUCAGGGCAAGCUUGACCGCAUAAAGGAAAAAGAGAAAGACGGAGACAAAAAGAAGAAGGAGAAAGGGAAAGACAUCACCUCUUCCACCUCUAACCUUAAAUUGCUUUUGGAAGAGAAAAAGAGCAGCACAUCUGAGAGCAACAGGAUGUCCCAUGAAAAAAAUAUUUCCUUGAAACUGAAGGAAGACGUACCUCGAACACCAGAGAAAGAUCGGCGUGAACGAGACAAAGACGCUGAUCGACAUAGAGACCGGGACCGGCACAAAGACAGGUCCCAGCCCGCCAAAAUCAGCAAGUCAAAGUCAAAUGAGGUGGAGGCCGACAGAGCUAAACCCAAACCCUCGCCAGCCCCCAGAGACGUCCGGCCCAAGGAGAAGAGGUUGGUCAACGAUGAUCUCAUGCAGACUAGCUUUGAGCGAAUGCUGAGCCUGAAGGACCAGGAGAUUGAGCAGUGGCACAGGAAGCACAUGGAGAAGAUCAAACAGAAGGAGAGGGAGAGGAUGAAGCAGCGGCCUGUAGCGGAUUCUGGAAAGCUGAAGAGCAAGGACAGGUCAAAGAGCUCGGGGGGCGAGUCCUGCCACAGCAAGGAGCUUCUACGCUCAAAGAGCUCAGAGACCUCUGAAGUCCACAACCGAGAAAAGGUGCUCAAGGAUGCCACCAGCUCAAGGUCAUUCUCCCUGGAUGCUAAGUGCCUCCCCCAUUCUGGAAAGUUGGGCCUCAGCCUGGAGAACAGCCUGAGCCGCUCCCCCCGGCCUGAGGGGGAGAAGUCGAUCCUCAUGUCCAGAUCGGUGUCCAUGAUCUCUGUGGCCAGUUCAGAGGACUCCUGCCAAGCAGCUGCCCUUACACCCAGGCCCCUAGCCGAGUAUGACUCGGACUUUGCUCCAGAAGGUUCCGAUUCCCAGCUCUCUUCCUCACAGGCUUCCUUCGUCGUCCACCCAGCCAGGUCCCCAGCUGUUCACGAAAAGGAAUCUGAAGGUCUGCUUGAUGCAGCUCAGCGUGGCAGGUCUACCCUUCCUGUCAGACAUGCGUCACCGUACCUGAGAUCCAUCUUGGAUGAAGAUACAAAAGUUGCGUUGAGUGACGGGAGACCCUCUGAGGACCCUGGAAAGGCCAGUACAAUGAUACACUCCAGUGGGGAACAUGCAAAGGGCACUCUACCUGACAGCAGUGUAGCAUCUAUUCAAGAUGGCAACAUUAGUCAAAGUCUGCCACCUCCAAGCUUCAGUCAUUUUAGCUCCGAUCCCGAGAACAUCGCCAGUGGUGGAAUUGAGGGGAACACCUCAAAAACUAACCUCCCAAUCACAUCAAACAGCAGUGAUACUCUGAAUAAGGAUUAUGAUGAAAUCCACAUUCAGCAGGCCACGCAUUCGGACAGCAGACAACAAAGCACUACAGAACUGAAGAGGCCUUGUAUUACAGAUCCCCUGUCAGAGAAAACCAUGUUCUGGCCACCAGUGGAGAACUGCAGGACAGAGAGCUCCAGCCAGAAAUCAAAUGUUGAACAUAAUGACAAAGCAACCAAAGACACUCUAUCUGAAAAUUCCUCAGAAGGAACAUUCUCAUCCCCUCUGACUUCUCAGCAGACGUUCUCCGUAAUCCCCCAGGAACCUACAGAAGUCUCCUGUGAGCCUUCACAGGGCGGUGAUGAAGCUUCACAUCUGGGACCUGAGCUACAAGAAAAGGCUGGAUUGUUGGAAGACACUGUUUGUAAGAGGGAGGACCUGAGGAAGGAACCUGUAAGUGCUAAAAUAGAGUGGGUGAGCAGCCCAGGGCCCUCCAAUACCCCGCUCUGCACCAGCACACACAAGACUGACAGAAGCACAGGGGAUUCAGUGCUCAUUUCCACAGCAGGCAGCAUGGAAAUCAAGGUCACGCCAGAGGAUAUGGAGGCUGAGAGUUUGGACUCUAAAGACUCCAAGGACUCAACAGGCCCAAGCGAGCUUCCUUUAGAGAAACAGGAAGGCAGCUGUCCCACACCAUCUUACCCCACUGGAUUGAGCUGUGCAGGCCCUGUCACUAAAGCAGAGGACCUAGCUGAUGCUCCUGAGAGCAAAGAAAAGAAUAGCGGUGUGGAGGUACCGGAAAUUGCAGAGCCCUCAUCAGAUGAUGCCCCCCAGACACUCCUAGCUCAUGAAAUAAAAAAUGAGCCAGUUGAUACUGCUCCCGACCACACUGCCCCAGAAGAGAACUCUCAGCUACAGGAACAGCUUGAGGCAUCUGGAAUACCACCAUGUGGCCUGCAGGGGGACCCUCACACAGAACACAGUAGCACCUGCUCAGGAAGCUCAUCUCCACUGCAGGGGGAGGGCGACUCGCUGGGUGCCAAGGCCAAGAUGCAGCCGCUGGAGGAGGAGGACAACCAAGUGAACCACCCAAGGAAGAGGAAGAUGCCGCGGGUGUCACAAGUCGGCCCCGGUGCUCAGCAGGCCAAGGACAAGGCCCAGCAGUCCCUGGCGGCCAUUGUAGACUCUCUGAAGCUGGAGGAGAUCCAGCCCUACCAGACGGAGAGGGCCAACCCCUACUACGAGUUUCUGCACAUCCGCAGGAAGAUCGAGGAGAAGAGGAAGGUACUGUGCAGCGUCAUCCCUCAGGCACCACAGUACUACGACGAGUAUGUCACCUUCAACGGAUCCUACCUCCUGGAUGGGAAUCCCCUCAGCAAGCUGUGCAUUCCGACUAUAACGCCACCACCCUCAUUGCCUGACCCACUGAAAGAGAUGUUUAAGCAGCAGGAAGUGGUACGCAUGAAGCUGAGACUGCAACACAGCAUUGAGCGGGAAAAGUUGAUUGUUUCCAACGAACAAGAGGUCCUGCGCGUCCAUUACCGUGCAGCCAGAACACUAGCCAAUCAGUCGCUUCCUUUCAGUGCAUGCACGGUCCUGCUGGAUGCAGAGGUGUACAACAUGCCCGCAGAGGCACAGGGAGAAGAUGGUAAAACUUCUGUACGGGACAGGUUCAAUGCCAGGCAGUUUAUGUCUUGGUUACAGGAUGUGGAUGACAAGUUUGACAAACUAAAGACGUGUCUGCUGAUGCGGCAGCAGCACGAGGCCGCGGCGCUGAACGCCGUGCAGCGGCUGGAGUGGCAGCUGAAGCUGCAGGAGCUCGACCCCGCCAUGUACAAGUCCACCAGCAUCUUCCAGAUCCCCGAGUUCUACAUCCCGCUCGUCGAAGUCAACGACGACUUCGACCUCACUCCCAUAUGAGGGGCCCGCCUGCCCGCCCGCCCGCCAUCGGACUCCCAGGAGGAGGUGCCGCCCCACCGAGAAAGUGCCGGAAAAGAGCACUUGAAAAGCAAGGGAGGCUCAGGGUCGGCUUGGAGCACCGCGUGACGAUGAAGCCCAGGACAGACUGACCCUCCCUCCUAUUAUUUAUAAAAAUAACAGUGCGUGUGCACGUCAUGUGAGGCACCCAACUGCCCCCCUUCGAGCCCCGAGUACCUGGGGCUCCUCCCCGGAGGGGCGGGGAGCCUGGUCACAUGGGCGUCGGCACAGUGAGGAAUGUGGCUGGCACUUAGACAUAAGCAGCACUUAUGACAGGGUUCAGGGCCCAGUUUGGUUGGCUGAGAGCCUCAGAGAGCGCUUAUAGGGAAGAGAGAGAGACAGAGAGACGGGAGAGAGGGGUAUAGAGAGAGGAGGCCCUGGCCCUGCAGUUCGCACAGCCUGAGAGAGCUUUGCCACUGCUUCACGGAACAGGACUGUCAAAGACGGGUGUUUUUAAGUGAAGUGUCCAUACAUGUACAGACUGUGCUCUUAAUUAUUAUUUUUUUUAACUUAUUUUAUACGUACAGAUUGUGCAUCUUGUAAAUAGCCAUGUAAUUAUUUGUUUCUAACAAGUGUAAAAAAAAAAAAUUUAAUUGAUAUUUUGAUUGUAAACUUGUUUUGUCUAAUGUUUUAAAUGGACCAAAGUCAAGGUGUUGUUUUUUUUUUUUAGUAUUUUUGUGUUGUUAUUGGCUAAUUCUUAAGCAUGCUUGGAGUUUGUUUUGUUUAGUUUUGUUCCUUCUCCUCAUGUUCUCCUACGGGCAGGUGUUUUGACUUGUGAUCUUUAAUGAUGUGCAUGCCUUGCAGGUUUGUACUUUUCCAGAAAGCUGGACCGUGGGCUGUUGUGAGAUUUUCCGAUUCGUCCCUGCUUCUUUUCCGUCACUGGUCCGACGUCUCGUGCAGCACUGUGCAGCUCCUUGCCUCUGUGUCCGUUGCACUGUCAUACACACUUAAAAAAAAUCACACUGCAAAAUUCAGUGUUGCUUCGAAACACAAAAUUAAAAUGACUUUUACAGUUCAGUGUGGGAUCACAACAAAACCUAUUUUUGCAACAUAAUGCCUUUGAACUAUGGUUCUAAAAUAUGUCUAUUUUAAUAUUUACUUGUUACAUGAUAUGUACAUAUCUGUAAUAUAUAAUUGAAUAAAUUUUAUUUGUUGUGAAAUCCAAAA
Conger conger (European conger) is the source of this 7488-nucleotide messenger RNA. RefSeq names its product ankyrin repeat domain 12 (gene ankrd12). The record is from RefSeq and is a predicted model, not a curated record. NCBI's taxonomy places the organism in Eukaryota, Metazoa, Chordata, Actinopteri, Anguilliformes, Congridae. Gene Ontology annotation, molecular function: protein binding. Gene Ontology annotation, cellular component: nucleoplasm. The coding region runs from base 217 to 6264 and encodes 2015 amino acids. The transcript has 13 exons.